CUGAUGAUGUGCUCCACGAGCACGAAACUGCAGUAGUGACAAACUACGCUAGGACCAUAUUGAUAGAGAAGUAUCGAUAGAUGAGCCCAGUAUUCAUGUAACUGCAAGACAUUUAACAAGUCCUACAAAAAAAGGAAAUUCAAAAAUAGAGAAGUAUCGAUAGAUGAGCCCAGUAUUCAUGUAACUGCAAGACAUUUAACAAGUCCUACAAAAAAAGGAAAUUCAAAAAUAGAGAAGUAUCGAUAGAUGAGCCCAGUAUUCAUGUAACUGCAAGACAUUUAACAAGUCCUACAAAAAAAGGAAAUUCACAAAUAGAGGUCACAAGGUGCAAGGCAUGAUAUGACUAAGAGCUAUUAAUACUACGUCUGAUGCCUUACAAAGCUUAUGACAGAAGUAUCGAUAGAUGAGCCCAGUAUUCAUGUAACUGCAAGACAUUUAACAAGUCCUACAAAAAAAGGAAAUUCAAAAAUAGAGAAGUAUCGAUAGAUGAGCCCAGUAUUCAUGUAACUGCAAGACAUUUAACAAGUCCUACAAAAAAAGGAAAUUCAAAAAUAGAGGUACUAGGCUUAUUGAUUAGUUGACCCUUCUGAUUAUCAUGGCAUAAGAUUAUCUAAAAAGUUUCACAAGAACAUAAAGUGAAAGGUUACAAAUGUUAAAACAGACUGAAAAGGCUAAGUGUCCAAUAUGUGGAAAAGUUAUUUCAGGUCCAAGAAAUAUGAAGUAUCAUAUAUUUUGUCACACGGGCGAGCGGCCCUUUAAAUGUUUGACAUGUGACAAAACAUUCUUCUACCAAUAUCAAGUAAAGAGUCAUGUGUUGACACACUCAGAAAAGUGUCCUUAUAAGUGCAGUUUAUGUGGAAAAGGCUUUACAUCCAAAAGAAAUUUAAGGUCACAUACAUUGUUUAUUCAUACAGAAAGGAACCGAUAUAAGUGCACAACAUGUGGAAAGUCAUUUGUAUUCAAAUGCAAUUUGAAGUCACAUACACGGGUUCAUACAGAAGAAAGACCUUAUAAGUGCACUAUAUGUGGAAUAACCUUUGUAUACAAAAGAUAUUUGAAUUCACAUACACGGGUCCAUACAGGAAAAAGACCUAGACCUUAUGAGUGCACUACAUGUGGAAAAUCAUUUUUAUGCAAAAGCCAUUUGGAGUCACAUACAAAGGUUCAUACAGGAGAGAGACCUUAUAAGUGCACUACUUGUGGAAAAUCCUUUUCAUUCCAAAACCAUUUGAAGUUACAUUCAAGGAUUCAUACCAAAGAGAGACCUUAUAAGUGCACUACAUGUGGAAAAUCCUUUUCAUUCCCUGGCGGUUUGACGUCACAUACACGGGUCCAUUCAGAAGAGAGACCUUAUAUAUGCACUACAUGUGGAAAGUCCUUUCCAUCCAAAAGCCAUUUGAAGAAACACACACAAGUCCAUACAGGAGUGAAACCUUAUAAGUGCACUAAAUGUGAAAAAUCCUUUACAACCAGAAGAAAUUUGAAUUGUCAUACUCGAGUCCAUACAGGAGAGGGACCUUAUGAGUGCACUAAAUGUGAAAAAUUCUUUGUACACAAACACAAUUUGAAGACACAUACUCGGGUUCAUGAAAAAGAGAAAUGUCAUAUUUGCACUACAUGUGGAAAGUCAUUUCAUCACAAAAUAGGUUUGAACUCACAUAUACUGACUCAUACAGGAGAGAAACCUCAUAAGUGUUCUAAUUGUGGAAUGUCCUUUUCACUCCAAAGCAAUUUGAUACGACAUACACAAGACGUCCAUACAGGAGAAAGAUCUUUCACAUGCAGUAAAUGUGGAAAAUCCUUUACAUCCAAAGCCAAUUUGAAGUCCCAUACAUGGGUCCACAUAAAAGAGAAACCUUAUAAAUGCAAUACAUGUGGAAAAUCAUAUGCAUCAAAAAGCAUUUUGACGAAACAUACACGGGUUCAUACAUGAAUGAAACCUUGCAAGAGCAAACUAUGUGUGAGAAAUCUUAAACAUCAUAAAGAAAUUAUAACAGACAUUGUUUUAAUUCAUAGCAAUAAACUU
Messenger RNA from Macrosteles quadrilineatus (aster leafhopper), 2026 nucleotides. Its product is annotated as zinc finger protein 665-like. The record is from RefSeq and is a predicted model, not a curated record. The transcript has 7 exons. Bases 650 to 1933 code for a protein of 427 amino acids. Lineage: Eukaryota; Metazoa; Arthropoda; Insecta; Hemiptera; Cicadellidae. Gene Ontology annotation, cellular component: nucleus.